Malaclemys terrapin pileata is the source of this 7537-nucleotide messenger RNA. RefSeq names its product transforming growth factor beta receptor associated protein 1 (gene TGFBRAP1). Gene Ontology annotation, biological process: endosomal vesicle fusion; vesicle-mediated transport; intracellular protein transport. The coding region runs from base 135 to 2741 and encodes 868 amino acids. The transcript is spliced from 12 exons. NCBI's taxonomy places the organism in Eukaryota, Metazoa, Chordata, Testudines, Emydidae. The record is from RefSeq and is a predicted model, not a curated record. Gene Ontology annotation, cellular component: cytoplasm; membrane.
CCGGGGCGGGCCGCAGGCGGAGACCCGCCGGCACCAGCGGGGCUGGCAGCAGCGCGGCGCCGGUAGCGAAGCCGCCCCAGACCGGAGCCAGGGGUCCCGGCCCCGACAGCCCGGCAGAUCAUCCAGAAGACACAAUGAGUUUGAAGGCCUUCAAGCUCGUUCCUGCUGUUGAGCGGGAGAUGCUAAUGGGAGACAAAGCUCGAAUCAAUGUUGAAUGCAUUGAGUGUUGUGGGAAAAACCUCUAUAUUGGAACCAAUGAAUGCUUUGUCUAUCACUUCCUACUGGAAGAGAAGAUAUCAUCAGCUGGAAAAAUAACUUUUGCUGCCACCAAACAACUGCAUAAAUACUUGGGCUUCAAGAAAGCAGUCAGUGAGCUGAAAGCAGCUUCAGCACUCAACAGGCUACUGGUGCUUUGUGACAACACAAUAACAUUAGUUAACAUGAUGAACCUGGAACCUAUCCCCACUGGAGCUAGAAUCAAGGGAGCUGUGACAUUCACAUUAAAUGAAAACCCUAUGAGUGGGGACCCUUUUUGUGUAGAAGUUUGCAUUAUCUCAGUGAAACGGCGGACCAUCCAGAUGUUCAUGGUAUAUGAGGAUAGAGUCCAGAUAGUAAAGGAAGUGUCGACUCCGGAGCAACCCUGUGCCGUGGCUGUAGAUGGUCAUUACUUGUGCCUUGCUCUCACUACACAAUAUAUCAUAUUGAAUUAUAAUACUGGCAUCUCCCAGGAUCUGUUCCCUUAUUGCAGUGAUGAGAAACGGCCAAUUGUGAAAAGGAUAGGCAGACAGGAGUUUCUGCUGGCUGGACCUGGAGGGUUAGGUAUGUUUGCAACUGUGGAUGGCAUUUCCCAGCGUGCUCCUGUGCACUGGUCAGAGAAUGUGAUUGGAGCAGCCCUGUGUUUUCCUUAUGUAGUUGCUCUUGACAAUGAGUUUAUUACAGUGCAUAGCAUGCUGGAUCAACAACUAAAACAGACCCUACCUUUUAAGGAAGGCCACAUCCUACAAGACUUUGAAGGAAAGGUAAUUGUAGCUACCAAUAAAGGUGUGUACAUCUUGGUGCCAUUACCUCUAGAAAGACAGAUUCAGGAUCUUCUAACCAGCCACAGAGUGGAAGAAGCCCUAGUCUUAGCAAAGGCAGCCCGAAGAAACAUUCCAAAAGAGAAAUUUCAGGUAAUGUACAAACGAAUCUUGCAGCAAGCAGGUUUUAUACACUUUGCACAGCUUCAGUUCCUAGAAGCAAAAGAACUCUUCAGAAGCGGCCAGCUGGAUGUCCGGGAGCUGAUCUCUCUUUACCCCUUCCUGUUGCCUACUUCCUCUUCAUUCAUACGAUCUCAUCCGCCUCUUCACGAGUAUGCUGAUUUAAACCAGCUGACCCAAGGGGACCAGGAGAAGAUGACUAAGUGCAAACGAUUCCUCAUGAGUUAUUUGAAUGAAGUCCGCAGCACUGAAGUUGCAAAUGGCUACAAGGAAGACAUUGAUACAGCUUUGCUCAAGCUGUAUGCAGAGGCUAAUCAUGAAAGCCUUCUGGAUCUACUGGUCUCGGAGAAUUUCUGUCUUCUAACAGACAGUGCUGCCUGGCUGGAGAAACACAAAAAGUAUUUUGCACUUGGACUCCUGUAUCACUACAAUGGUCAAGAUGCUGCAGCACUUCAGUUCUGGGUGAAAAUAGUUAAUGGAGACGUUCAAGAUUCUACACGUUCGGACCUCUAUGAAUAUAUAGUAGACUUCCUUACCUUCUGCUCAGACCAAGAACUAGUGUGGAAGUAUGCUGAAUGGGUUUUACAGAAAAGUGAGGAGGUUGGAGUACAGAUUUUUACGAAAAGGCCUUUGGAAGAUCAGAUUUUUACGAAAAGGCCUUUGGAAGACCAGGGGAAAAACAGCUUUAAUCCAGAUAACGUCAUGAACUGCCUUAACAAAUACCCCAAGUCACUUGUUAAAUAUCUGGAGUACCUAGUCUUGGAUAGAAAAAUAGAGAAGGAAAAGUAUCAUACCCACUUAGCUGUGUUGUAUUUGGAGGCAGUGCUGCAACUAAAAUCUGUGACCACAGACAAUUGUGCAGAAUUGACUGAAACACAGACUAAGCUACGCAGUCUUCUUCAGAAAUCUGACUUUUAUAGAAUUCAUUUCAUUUUAGAUAAAAUCAAGGGGACAGAUCUUCAUAUGGAAAGGGCAAUACUGUAUGGGAAAUUGGAAGAACAUGACAAAGCUUUACAUAUCCUAGUCCAUGAAUUAAAGGACUUUUCUGCUGCUGAAGAUUACUGCAUAUGGAGCUCUGAGAGUAAAGAUCUACCAUACAGGCAAAGGCUUUUCCAUAUGUUGCUCUUGGUUUAUCUAAAUCCAGGCUCUUCGGACUGUGAACUGGUCAUGGCUGCUGUAGAUCUCUUGAAUAAUCAUGCUGCUGAAUUUGAUGCAGCCCGUGUCUUACAGCUUGUGCCUGACAGCUGGUCAGUACAGCUCCUCUCCCCAUUCCUGACCAGAGCAAUGAGGGAAAGCAUUCAUACAAAAAGAAUGACUCAAAUUACACUUGGGUUAGAAAAAGCUGAAAACUUAAUCUAUAAACAUGACAAGGUUAAACUAAAAGGAAGCCCAAUUAUUCUUUCGGACAAAAAGCUCUGCCAGGUGUGCCAAAGUCCUUUCUGUGAGCCUGCAUUCGUGAGAUACCCAAAUGGUGGUAUGGUUCACACCCAUUGUGCUGCAAAGAGACUCAUGAAUCCGAACAUGACCAAUCACAGUCAAACUUGAAAUAUGUUCCAGGUUGCACUAGUUUCCAUGACUUACUUCUUGGAAAGCGUGCUGGAUAAAGAACCAAGUGCAGCUACUUUAACAAUAAAUCAAGAUGAAGAGAUUAUCCUGGGGCUAAUGGGAAGAUUUCAAUAAAUGUGAAAUAUGGCCACUUAUCUGCUGAUCUUUAUGAAUGUAGACAGCAAAGAAAAUAUUAACCAUCAGAAAUAGAGACACGCAAGAGUAGGCUCUUCUGUGUAUAGUAAUAAAAAAAUCAACCUUCUGAAAGAAAAUAAGCCUUUUCUUCACAGAAAGGAUGAAUACGGGGCAGACUAAUGUUUUUUAAGGAAACUUAAAUUUGCACUGAAUGUGUUGCUUAUAAACAUGGUGUGGCGGGGAGAGACCCUUUUAUUCAGGAGUCGGAUAUUGUCUGUCUCUAGAAUGCUUUAUGAAGAGACUAUACAGUGUUCUAGCCAUGUAGAGAAGAGACUGGCAUGAUGCAGCUUAUUCUCAAGAAAAAAAUGCAUAUCGAUUGUUAGCUGCAGCAUGUCCUCAUUUCUGCUGAAAUCUGUUCCACAGGAUCACAUUAUGAACUUGUUCUGUGCGCUACAAAUUGUUGGCUUUUGAUGCACUUUUUGUCUCCCCCGGCCCACCCCGCCGCCACGUUCUGCUGUAUUGUUGUCAUAAAACAAAUUUAAGUACUGUCCUGUUGCUAGUUUCUACUGUUUUGCUGUGUCUAAAGUAAUAAACUCAGUGGAAACUGAUGAACUCAUACAGUCACACAUCUGUAUUUGAAAAACCCAGUCAUAAUGAAGCUGUCUGAUACAGUCUAGUUAGACCCUAGUCACUUUUUUGUUGGGGAAAGAGGCUUCAAUAAUUUUUAAUAUGGACUUAUUUAUUAAUAUGCAAAUAUACUGUAAAUACAGUUGAAUAAAUUGGUUUUAUUAUUGAAUGUUCUUGGAGGAUAAACAUGUAACCAAUGAUCUCAAGAGUAUGGGUUACAUUAUAAAUGUCUGCUGUAAUAUAACUUUGACAGCAAGCAGAGACUUCAGUGGGACUCCUUGCAAUAGUAAGGGUCAGUGCUUUGGGAUCCCUGUGUGAGAUCUAGGAUCUAGAUGGAAAGGGGAGGAGAGGUCAUAAAGAAAUCAGUAAUGACACCCCCAGGUGCUAGUGAAUUUGGUAUGAUUUAGUAAAUGCUCUAUAAAUUCUGAAGUGUUCUGUUUAAGAGACAAGAUGGGUGAGGCAACAUCUUUUAUUGGAUCAACUUCUGUCAAUGAGAGAGACAAGCGUUCGAGCCUCCACAGAGCUCUUCUUCAGCUAAUGCUUUUUCUAUAAUAAUUUUAAAAAUAACAUUUACUGAUCCUGUGAACUCUUCAAGAUACUGUUUAACCAAAUUUUGUAAGGAGCCUGAGAGUUGAAGGAGGCAACUUCACUAAACAUAAGAGGAUUAUGUAUAAACAUAUUUUUAAAACUUUAAGCCAAAGAAGAAAUCAAGCUGUAAUCAGUAUAAUAGAUUCUUGAAUGAUACAUGGUUGAAAUAGUUGGUAUGACUCCUCUAAAUUUUCAGAUUGAGUCAGUUGAGAUUUUCAGCACAAAGUGUAUCUGCACAAUAUCUAGGGCCCUACCAAAUUCACAACCAUGAAAAUGUCACCAAUCGUGAAAUCUAUUCUCCGACCAUGAAAUUUGGUCUUUUGUGUGCUUUCACUCUAUACUAUACAGAUUUCACGGAGAAGACCAGUGUUUCUCAAACUUUGGGUCCUGACCCAAAAGGGAAUUACAGAGGGGUCACAAGGUUAUUUUAAGGGGGUCGCAGUAUUGCCACCCUUACUUCUGCGCUGCCUUCAGCGCUGGGUGACUGGAGAGCGGUGACGGUUGGCUGGGCGCCCAGCUCUGAAGGCCACGCCCCACCAGCAGCAGCGCAGAAGUAAUGGUGGCAAUACCAUACCAUGCCAUCCUUACUCUGUGUUGGUACUGGCAGUGGCUCUGUCUUCAGAGCUGGGCUCCUGGCCAGCAGCCGCUGCUCUCCAGCUGCCCACCUCUGAAGGCAGCUGCCGCCAGCAGCAGUGCAAAAGUAAGGGUAGCAGUACCGCAACCCAGACAAAACUACUUUUUGAAUGGGGUAUCAUAAAUCAAUAUGGUCAACACAGAUAAAUUACCAACCUCUGAACUUAUUUUAUUAAUGUAGACAAAAUAUUGUUGAAAAAAAUAAUAAAACCAAAAUCAUGUAACUCAAGGAGUACUGAUGUGAGGAAAUCACAACCAGUGUUAUCUUCUAUAAAGAUUUGAAUAUAGAUGGUUUUUGAUGUGGGCAAUAGCAUGGAAUUUGUAUAUCCUAUUGGGAAACAGGCAUUAUAUAAAAAUAUCACCCACACUACACUAAUUUUGUUUUCAUAAAGAUGUUUUACCAAAUAAAAGAAAAUAUAUAUUUUUUUAAAGUAAGGUUACUAUCAAGACAGAAUGUGAAAUCCAGAUGUUUCACACUCCGUUUCAAGAAGUGGGGACUUAGCCAGGUAUUAUAAGGGCAAAUUCGUGGUAAAACACCUUAACUAAGUUUACAUGUGAAUAAGACCAAAUAUUAGUUUUUCUGUUAACAUAGUUAAUGUUAUCUAAACAUAACCUGUAAUUCAUCUCAAACAAAUUCAAAUCCAGCUAUAGCACACAUGCAAGGCAAUGUUAAAAGGUAUACAAAAAUGGAUAGCGUAGAAUAACCUAAUCUAACCUGAACUGGAAGGAUAAUGGGCAAAAAAGAGGCUUAAGUUUUUAACUCAAGUGUAGUCUUGGGGGAGGGGAGGGAAGGGGGAAGAGAAACAAUAUAUUGCUGCUGGAAUUUCAACUUCUAUAUCACUUACUGCUUUCAGUAUAUUAACUACAGCUGUGCAUAUUUUGAAUACAAUUCUAAAAUUUAGAGAAACACUUUUAUUUGACAGGAAGCCUGUUGGCAAAAUUAAGCAGUAUAAAUUAAUUUGUCUCAGAACAACUCAGUUAUGUGCAAAAAAUAAAUUAGCAGGUUUGUGGAACUACUGCCUCUGGCACAAAGACCAUAAUUAAACUUCUAAUUCUAGAUCAAUUUGCAAGGUAUUUGUUUCAAAACCUCUUCAGUUACAGCAUCAUAUUCUGCAACUUUUCCAUAUCUGCUAUUGUCAUCCACUUUGCGACUUUACCUCCAAUUAAAUUCAAAUUUUGUAGAAAUCAGUACAUUAAUGCAGCACCACUAAACUGUGUAUAACCUAUGUUUGGAAAUUUGCUAAAAUUUCCAAUGAAAGUGAUCCAAAGAUAAAUCCAGGUUCCACAGAGGACAGUGACAGAACAUGGCUGACUAAGAUCUUUAAUGACUCUGCUUAAAGAGCGACUUUCCCUGGAGAAGUUUUGGAGUAAUCUGGGAAGGUUGAAAACGCUUUAUCAUUGACUGUCUGCCUCGCUGGCCACCCUUUUAAGAUCUUUGAAGCAAAAUGUCAGAGAGAAACUAGCAAGAGUGGAUUUAAAAAAAAAAACCCUGCAGAAAGAUGCUAACCCACGUGUGUGUGCCCCUCUCCAUGACUAAUCUUUCUCUCAUUAAAAGAACAGGAGUACUUGUGGCACCUUAGAGACUAACAAAUUUAUUAGCGCAUAAGCUUUCGUGGGCUACAGCCCACUUCUUCUUCCUUUCUCUCAUUGUUUCUGCCUUUUACCUCUGUUUUUAACCCUGUCUAAUAUCAAUAGCAGCAGCAGUGAUUUCAGCAUGGAGUGCCUCCUGCUAACCAUAUAUAUUCAGGGCAGGUUGGAACUUCUCUGUUUUAGCUAGUAACACUUUCUAUCAUAAAGAACAUGUUGGGUCUUUGUUUACUGCCUUUGGGAGGGAUUCAGUAGAGAUAGUUGGUGUCAGCAGCCCUGCUGACAACUUAGAUAAGAAAUGACACCAGCUAUGACUUGUAAGUCCCAUUUUUCUGGUUUAUUUUUGCCUUUGAGACACUAUUCCGUCAGUGUGCGUGCUUUCACAUCAGCUGUCUUGCAGGCUCUCUGCCACUGUUCUAGCAAUUUAUUCAAUCAUUGCUGGUUCUGAAGUCAGUUCAAAACACUUCUGUCAGCAAGAGCAAGCCUCUCUAGUAUAUUACAUCUUUAAGCUUCCCAAUCAGCAUAGAAUAUAAAACACAGCAUUGUAACAAUGAUACUGUUCAGCACUGCUACAGGAGUUGAAUCUUCUUUCCAUCCUGUGUUGUCCCAACAAUUUCAGAUUCGUAUGAUAGCUGUUAUCAACAUGAAACAAACUUCUCUGGUUGAGUUUCCUUUUUGCUUCCGCACCCAGCUCAUAGCUUUCUGUACCGCUUCUAACGUAACUCAAAUUGCAUAGCUGAGAUAGCCUUUUCCCUCUAGUAUAAACCUGCCCUGAAUGUUGGCCUAGAAUUUCAGGUAACUCUCUAUUAGGGAGGCUCUCCUUUAGUCACCUACUUUAGCUAAUGUGUCCACAUUUGUCCUGGUUAGAAAGGAUAACUUUUCUCUGCUUCCCCCCCAAAAAACCUGAUGGCGUUGUCUUAUCCUGAUUUACUGUCUGCUUUCCUCCCUGUCUGAAGCAAAAAGGAGGGGGAAAAUAAUUGAUAAAACAAAAACAGCACUUCAGAAUCCAGUGUUCUGCUCAAAUUAGAACUAGAAACAGCAGUGAACAGUCCAAAUUAUGCCUGUAAAGGAUUUCAGUCCAUUGUCCUCCUUAAUCUGUCAAUAAAUUGUCACACAAAUUGACUGUACUACAAGAAUAUUCUUGAUAAAUUCCAUAUCCAUGUGUUUGAGACCGUUACUUUUUAUGUACUGUACAUAAAGUUUAUGAUAUGAGAUUUUUAUGCUCA